Nicotiana attenuata is the source of this 1158-nucleotide messenger RNA. RefSeq lists its product as uncharacterized. Gene Ontology annotation, molecular function: RNA-DNA hybrid ribonuclease activity; nucleic acid binding. Lineage: Eukaryota; Viridiplantae; Streptophyta; Magnoliopsida; Solanales; Solanaceae. The record is from RefSeq and is a predicted model, not a curated record. Gene Ontology annotation, biological process: DNA integration. Bases 1 to 1158 code for a protein of 385 amino acids. The transcript is spliced from 2 exons.
AUGACUAACAACGAGGCCGAGUAUGAAGUUGUGAUUUCAGGAUUGAAAUUAGCCCUUAAAUACGGCACCCGGCAACUAGUCCUCCAUUGCGACUCUCAACUCAUGGUGAACCAAGUCACCGGGACUUUCCAAAUCAAAGAACAGCGACUACAAAAGUACCAGUUAGAAAUUCACAAACUGCUGCCAAAAUUCGAUGAACGCCGCCUCGACCAAAUAGCUAGGGCGCAGAAUAUCAAAGCGGACGGCCUUGCCAAGCUAGCGGCAGCCACCGAAAAUAUCAACAAGGAAAACGUGGUCACCCUUCUCCAUUACGCAAUAGACCACGUCGAGGUACAUUCUAUAAGCCUGACUUGGGACUGGCGCAACCAUCUCGUAGCAUAUUUGCAGGACGGAACUCUCCCGCAAGAUAAGAAAAAAGCCAAAAAGCUUCGGAUACAGGCAGCCAGAUACAGCCUUGUAAACGGUGAUAUCUACAAAAGAACGUUCAGCGGCCCCCUGGCCAAGUGCCUUGGGCCAAACCAAACAAGACGAGUACUGGAAGAAGUACACGAAGGGCACUGCGGCGCCUACACGAGAAACCGCGCCCUCAUCCGCUGCCUCAUCCGUGCCGGAUACUACUGGCCCACCAUGAAAAAAGAAGCCGCGGACUACGUCGGGAAAUGCGAACAGUGUCAGAAGUACGCCCCUAUGAUACAUCAAGCAGGGGAACUCCUUCAUUUCGUCACUUCACCAUGGCCAUUUAUAAACUGCGACAACGAACCUCAGUUUGUCGAAAAGAAAACGACCGAGUUUUUCGAGAAAUGGCACAUCAAACGAAUACUCUCCACACUGUAUCAUCCCGCCGGUAAUGGUCUAGCCAAAUCCUCCAAUAAAGUAAUACUGAAUAUAUCGAAAAAGAAGCUUGAGGACGCCAAGGUGCUAUGGCCUGAACUACUACCGGAAGUAUUAUGGGCAUACCGCACCACACCAAAAACCAGUACGGGUGAGACGCCAUAUUCACUAGUCUACCGAACUGACGCAGUUAUACCGGUCGAGGUCGGAGAGCCUAGUUUGAGAUACUCCAACGAGAGCGGACCAAGCAACGAUGAAAGCAGGCUACAAGAUCUGGAUGAAGUCGAAGAACGGAGAGACAUGGCCCACAUAAGAAUGGUAGCCUAG